UUGUGGGAGUCCUGGUGAAGUCACUGCCGGCCGCCAGUUACAGUCCAGGCACGUGAGGGAGAGGUUGUGCAGCAGAUUUGUCCGUAUACUUUCGAGUUAACUGUGCACCGUAGGCGAGAUGUCUCCAGUUUCCCGAGGCUCACUGGGACUCCUCCUCCUGCUGGGCGCUUUGGUCCUUCUUCAGGCAGGGCAGAGAGGCGCCGAGGCCGCCAGCGUCCCUCCCGCGGACACCGACCCCUCGCCCAGCCCGCCCAAGCCCAAGACGCCUAAUGAUAUCGAGGAAUUCGUGAAGAAGCUGGAGUAUUCAGCCCAGGGCGGGAUAGACAACUCCUUGGACGGCUUCGUGGACGUCGUGGACUUCAACCUGCUCUCUGAUGUCGUGGCUGACGACGUCCAGGCCGGCCUCGACGAGGACUUCGCCGUGGUCGACAGCGAGCUCGGGGAGAAAGCGACCGUGCCCGCGAAUAAGACAUCUGACCCCUCGAGGAGCCGCCAGCUGUCCCUGAUCUACCAGGGCGUCUACGCCCCGGACGCCCGCUUCAACGCUUUCGCGGACGGCGUGAUGGUCAACAUGGUGGCGGAGAUGAAGCGGAAGCGGAUGGAUCCCCUCUACUUCCGCGUCUACGACCGCGGCGUUGUGGAGCACGUUUCAACGCAAUCGACCCGAGGAGGACGUCGAGACGAACCUUCAGCCGUGUCUUCCUCCUUCGCCGACGCCUCGAGUGACACCUCUCAAAGCAGAAGCAGAAGCAACAGCAGGAGAGGCAGCAGGCAGAGCGGGAAUGCCAUUGGCGGGGGCGUGAUCAGAGGCCUCACCAACGUCAGGCGCUUCGGCAACGCAGAGGUCCAGGUCGCCGGGAAUACCACGCUGAUCCGAAGCCAUUACGUGUACGGCCCCUUGAACAUCGAGCUGGUAUUCAACACAGACAAGGGCGUCAAGACCAUCAACUCCACCCUGGGCGCCGUUGCAGCGCAUGCCGUGACUGGCCUCCAUAAUAACAGUUCGAAGCUUAUUGACUUUAUAAUCGACAGUCCGCUGUUCGACUUCAUGCCAUACUACGGCAACCGCACUUUGGCGCAGCAACGCACCACAGAGCUGGUCGUGCGACAUCUGUUCUCAAACGCCUCCUUUAUGAGCCUACUCAUGCGCGACGCCUUCGAGAUCGCCUCCUACGACAAGAUCAUCCCGCAGUUUGGCACAGAGGCCAACUACUACACCGUCCUCAAGUACCUUUUCAACAACGGUCCCGGUGCUUCGAGCAGGUCGCCCCCUGCUGCUCGCGGCGUCUCCCUCCCCGGGGUGCCUUCAGCCAUUGCCGAGUACCUUGCUGGAGUCGCGCGCCAGGCCAAGAGCACUCUGAUAACUUUAGGCUAAGGCCAUCACUGCUGAUGCGGCUGAACGAGAGGCCUUUUUGGUGCAGUUGUGUUGAAUUUUGUCGGAUGUAAUGAGAAAUACUUGAGCUGUUGAUUUGUAACUCUAUUACAUUUCAGGACAGGUUUGGUGCACUAAUACCAAAAUAUGAUAUGUGCUCAAUUUUCGUUACACGAUUCAGCUAUGCUCUCAGGUCACUUGUUGAAUUCCACUUUCCCGGUAAAAAUAUUGCUCUUUCGUGUAAAGAACUGACCUGUGAUAUGUUUAUAAUAAUGGGAGAUCUGAGGAAACUGAUAUGGUAUUUUCAGGCCCACUGUACUUUCCUUUGGAUAAUUGCAGUUAGCGCUAAACGUCUUUCUCAGUGUGCUCUUUAUAUUAGGCUUCUGGUUGAAUUAACCAUUUUUCACAUCAUUACAAAGUAACUAAACAAAUAAUGAUGUUUAACUUUUUACGGAAAAUUAGUUCUGCUGGUUCGGAACCAUUCCAAAAAUUAAUAUAUUUAUAUGAUUAUAAUCCUUACUCCUAAUUUUUCUGUGUUUGUCUGUCUUUUUCAUGGUGGUUGGCUGGUCCAGCACAUUGC
Penaeus monodon (black tiger shrimp) is the source of this 1952-nucleotide messenger RNA. RefSeq lists its product as uncharacterized. NCBI's taxonomy places the organism in Eukaryota, Metazoa, Arthropoda, Malacostraca, Decapoda, Penaeidae. The transcript is spliced from 9 exons. The record is from RefSeq and is a predicted model, not a curated record. The coding region runs from base 119 to 1375 and encodes 418 amino acids.